AUGCUGGAGAAGCCGCAGGUGGACAGUCUAGCCAGCAGUGCCAGCUGUGCCCAAACUUCCGCCGGCCCAGCCAGCCCAGGCAUCAGGCAGGAAGUCCCCCGAGCCGCCGGGGAGGCAGCCACUGGGCGCCGCACGGACCGCGCGGACGCCGCUCUGAAGCUCCGGGAACUCGCUGCCCCUCCUGGCGCGGCGCGGACGCGCGGCCGGAAUUCCGGCGCGUGCCCGGCACACAGUAGGCGCGCGGCCCCGCCCCCGGCGCGCCCCCGGCACACAACCGCGCUGCAGUUCGCCGCGGCCGGGGGCCACGAGCCGCUGGUGCGCUUCUUGUUGCGCCGCGGCGCCUCGGUCAACAGCCGCAACCACUACGGCUGGAGCGCGCUCAUGCAGGCGGCCAGAUUUGGGCACGUGAGCGUGGCACACCUCCUUUUGGAUCACGGGGCUGAUGUCAAUGCCCAGAACCGUCUGGGGGCCAGCGUGCUCACCGUGGCCUCUCGGGGUGGCCACCUGGGGGUGGUGAAGCUGCUUCUGGAAGCCGGUGCCUUUGUGGACCCUCACGGCUCCUCAGGCGAGCACUCAGGGGACAGCAGGGACGAGCUGUUGGACAUCACAGCCCUGAUGGCUGCCAUCCAGCACGGGCAUGAGGCCGUGGUGCGUGUACUGAUGGAGUGGGGUGCGGACCCCAACCAUGUGGCCCGACCCGUGGGCUGGAGCCCGCUGAUGCUGUCAGCGCUCAUUGGGAGGCUCGGUGUGGCUCAGCAGCUGGUGGAGAAGGGGGCCGACCCGGACUACCUCAGCGUGCUGGAGAAGACCGCCUUCGAGGUUGCGCUCGACUGCAAGCACAGGGACCUUGCAGACUACCUGGACCCACUGACCACUGUCAGGCCCAAGACAGAUGAGGAGAAAAGGCGGCCUGAUAUUUUCCACGCAUUGAAAAUGGGAAACUUCCAGCUGGUCAAAGAGAUCGCAGAUGAAGACCCCAACUAUGUGAACCUGGUCAAUGGGGAUGGGGCAACCCCACUGAUGCUGGCGGCCGUCACGGGGCAGCUGCCACUGGUGCAGCUGCUGGUGGAGAGGCGCGCAGACAUCGACAAGCAGGACAGCGUGCACGGCUGGACAGCCCUCAUGCAGGCCACCUACCACGGGAAUAAGGAAAUUGUCAAAUAUCUGCUAAACCAAGGGGCUGAUGUCACUCUUCGUGCAAAAAACGGGUACACGGCCUUUGACCUAGUGAUGCUGCUGAGUGAUCCUGACACGGAACUCGUUCGACUGCUGGCGUCUGUCUGCAUGCAGGUGAAUAAAGACAAAGGCCGGCCCAGCCACCCGCCACCCCCACCGCACUCGAAGGUCCGACAGCCCUGGAGUAUCCCCAUGCUGCCUGAUGACAAAGGCGGGCUCAAGUCCUGGUGGAACCGAAUGUCCAAUCGGUUCCGGAAGCUCAAACUGAUGCAGACCCUGCCCCGCGGACUCUCCAGCAACCAGCCGUUGCCUUUCUGUGAUGAGCCAGAGCCAGCACUGGACUCCACCAUGAGGGCAGCCCCACAGGACAAGACAGGCCGCUUGGGGCUUCAUGACAUGCACCCCACCGUGAAAGAUAAUGGUCCUGGGAGCACGAGAGGAGACAAAGAAGACAUGUUGUUGACAACCAUGCUUCGAAAUGGAGCCCCCUUCCCCAGACUCCCGAGUGACAAGCUGAAGGCAGUCAUCCCCCCUUUCUUACCCCCUUCCAGUUUUGAGCUGUGGAGCUCGGAUCGGUCCCAGACACGUCACAGCGGGAAGGCAGAGCCCAUGAAGACCGCGCUGCUCCAGAGAACUGGCAGGGGUGCCCCCGCGGGCAUGGGCGGCGGGAGCACAGACACCACUCCUGUCAGGCCGGUUAAAUUUCCAUCUCUCUCCAGAAGUCCUGCCUCUCCUGCCAAUUCUGGAAACUUCAACCACUCACCUCAUUCCUCAGGCGGCUCCAGUGGGGUCGGGGGCUCCAGCAGACAUGGUGGGGAACUGCAUAACCGCUCAGGUGGCAGCAUAGACAGUGUCCUGUCACAGAUUGCUGCCCAGAGGAAAAAGGCAGCCAGGUUAUCCGAGCAGAAGCCCAGCCACCGGUCAAGUCCUGUCGGGCCAGCGCCAGGGUCCAGCCCAUCCGAGCUCCCGGUCUCCCCUGCAGUCAGCGGCGGUCCCAGUGGCAAGAAACUGGAGACGAGCAAACGGCCUCCGUCUGGAGCUUCCACUACCUCCAAAAGCACCUCGCCCACACUCACGCCCUCCCCUUCACCCAAAGGGCACGCGGCCGAGUCCUCCGUGUCGUCCUCGCCCCAUCGCCAGUCCAAGAGCAGUGGGGGCUCCAGCAGCGGCACCAUCACAGAUGAGGAUGAACUGACUGGAAUCCUUAAGAAAUUAUCACUUGAGAAGUACCAGCCCAUUUUUGAGGAGCAAGAGGUGGAUAUGGAAGCAUUCCUCACGCUUACCGACGGCGACCUGAAGGAGCUGGGUAUUAAGACAGAUGGGUCCAGGCAGCAGAUUUUGGCAGCCAUUUCUGAACUGAAUGCAGGCAAGGGACGCGAGAGACAGAUUUUACAGGAAACCAUUCACAACUUCCACUCUUCCUUUGAGAGCAGUGCCAGCAACACCAGGGCCCCUGGAAACAAUCCCUGUACUUGAUCUUCCCUCCUGUGGUCACCAGCGCGAGCUUUCCGAAUCCCAGUGCUGCACUCACACAGCCAGUGCUCCAGCCACCGUCAGCUCUUCCCCCUUCCCCGAAGCAGGCCACGCUUUGUCACGUCGCUGUGUCUGUGUCACGUUCCCUCUGCCCAGAACACUUGUCUUCCCUUCCCUGCUGCAGUAGUUCGUGAUGCCUGUUGGUGUAACAGACUCAAACGUGGUAGGCUUAUCCUCACAAUAAAGUCUGGUACGGCUACUGCUUGG
Molecule: messenger RNA, 2916 nt
Organism: Suricata suricatta (meerkat)
Lineage: Eukaryota; Metazoa; Chordata; Mammalia; Carnivora; Herpestidae
Gene: ANKS6
Product: ankyrin repeat and sterile alpha motif domain containing 6
Exons: 17
Coding region: 1-2652 (883 amino acids)
Biological process (GO): innate immune response
Cellular component (GO): cytoplasm
Molecular function (GO): protein binding
Source: RefSeq, a predicted model, not a curated record